UCCUGUGGGGUGUGUAAUCAUAUUUAUAGUACCUUUUAUUAGUUUGCAUUCCAUCGUGGUAAUGUGGUGAUAUCAUAAAUAACAGAGAAACAUAAUAUCCAAUGCUUGUGAAAGGGUUUUCCUGCAGCCAGGGAAUUUUUCCUUGUCGUUAAUUUGGCUUGCCGGGGAGGUGGGGAAAUAACAGUGUGUGCUCAUGUGUUCAAUUCCCGGUCUCGAGCAUUGGUUAGAGAGUCCCAGCGCCCUGCCUCGAUCGGAAAGAACUGUCCCGUGAAUUUGAUGCGGUUUAGAUUUAUAGCAGCAUGGCUUGGACUGUGUUUGCUGCCUUAGUCAGCUGUGAGAGCUCCCUGCUGGGGCCACUCCUGUCUGAUGGAAAAGCAGCAGCUGGGAAGGUGCUGUUUCAGGCUCUUGCUGUUUAAAAAAAAAAAAAAAAAGAGAGAGCAGGAGAGGGGGGAAAAACUCCACUAAGUCCACAAGCUGGCAUUGGAGGGGGAGACCGUGGUCAUGUGGUUCUGGCCAUCCUACCCUCUGUCACAGUGUGGAUGAGAGCUUUUUGCUCUUAUCCAAUCAUGCCUGGAAUGCCGCUUGCCACUUGGGUUAUUUCUGCUAUCUGUCGCUCUUGGUGCCGCAGUGCUAACGGUUUGGCAGAUGGGACACUUUUUCUUGGAGUUUGUGCCUUCGGUUUUUGACUUCUGGCAGCGCCGGGCUUGCCUUUGCCGCUCGCCCUCUCCCUCCCUGCCCCCCUGGGCACCAUGGCCCAUCGGCUUCGGUUUCAUUUUGGCUCUGGGCGCAGCAACACAGCCCCCGAGUCCGAGAUCCUAGACCAGGAGAGGGAAGACGACUUUUUCAUGGCAUUCCACACGCUCCCGCGGAGGAGCGGCGCGCACCCCUUCGCCCAGCACGGAGCGGAGGACGGCGGCGGCCUGCAGGAGGCCGUGGGCGCGCUCAAGCGCAGCACGUCCAUGUUCAUCCCGCAGCUCCUGGGCCCGCUCGACGCGCGGCCCACCCGCAGCUCGUCCGUGCAGAUCUCGCUGCAGCGCAAGGCGGCCGACGGCGCCCCCGACGCGGGCGCGCCCCCCGAGGGCCUGGACGGCGAUGCGGGCUCGGCACCUCGAGCCGGCGGCCCGGAGCCCCCGGAGCCCGAGACCCCCGGGAGCUCGCCUCCGAGGGCCGCCCGGGCCCCGGGCCCGCAGCUCAACGGCACGUGCGGCCGCCAAGCGCCGGGCCCCGCUGCCUGCGAAGGCCGCGAAGAGGCCUCCCGGGGCCCCGAGGGUGGCGGCGGCGGCGGCGGGCUGCGGAUCCAGCACCGCGCCUCCAGCGCCGAUGUGCGCCAGGUGAGGCUGACGCCCUUCGGGGCCGAAGGCCAGAGCAGCCCUUCGGCGCCGGAGCCCAGGCGCUGGUCCCUGCAGCACGUUCCGGAUGCUUCUGGAAGCUCUGGGAAGCGCUGCUUCGUCUUCCAGUUGCAGCAGCCACAACCGGGCGCUCCGGGGCUGGGCGGUGACUUCAACUUCGGCUUCACCGGCACGAAGGGCGACCGGCUGGUGAGGUACCCCCGCAUCCGGCUGGAGAGGAGCACCUCGUACCCCACGCAGCCCCGAGCGGAGCGCGGGAGCCCCACGGAAGAGCGAGGCCACCCGGGUCACCCGGAGACGCCGCCUCGGGGCCGCAGGGGGGCUCCCGAAAUCCACAGGACGAACUCGGUGGAAAGGACGCCACAGGGGCAGGGCUGCACGUUUAAGAUCAGGCAGGAUCAAAACGCGGGGCAACAGCACUUCAGAAUUCUCGUGACUCGGGGGCCGGAAGAGGCCCCCCAGAAUCCCGAGGAGAAUAACGCCAGCAGCCCCGGUUCCACGGUAGCUGGCUCCCCGACCCGAGACGACUUCCUGGGACAGGUGGACAUACCCCUGAAUCAUCUCCCGACCGAAGAUCCGACCAUGGAGCGACCCUAUACAUUUAAGGAUUUUCUCCUUAGACCAAGAAGUCAUAAAUCUCGAGUUAAGGGAUUUUUGCGAUUGAAAAUGGCCUAUAUGCCAAAAAAUGGAGGUCAAGAUGAAGAAAACAGUGAGCAGAGAGAGGACAUGGAGCAUGGCUGGGAGGUCGUGGACUCGAAUGACUCGGCCUCCCAGCACCAGGAGGAGCUUCCCCCGCCUCCACUGCCUCCCGGCUGGGAAGAGAAAGUGGACAAUCUGGGUCGUACCUAUUACGUCAACCACAACAACCGGACCACUCAGUGGCACCGACCAAGCUUAAUGGAUGUGGCCUCCGAGUCGGACAGCAACAUCAGGCAGAUCAACCAGGAGGCCGCGCACCGACGCUUCCGCUCGCGCAGACACAUCAGUGAGGACCUGGAGCCGGAGCCCAGCGAGGGCGGAGACGGCCCAGAGCCUUGGGAGACCAUUUCCGAGGAAGUGAACAUCACUGGAGACUCCCUCAGUCUGUCACUGCCCCCUCCGCCGUCCUCUCCAGUGUCCCGGACCAGCCCUCAGGAGCUGUCUGAGGAGCUGAGCAGAAGGCUUCAGAUCACUCCAGACUCCAAUGGGGAGCAGUUUGGUUCUUUGAUCCAAAGAGAACCGUCCUCAAGGUUGCGGUCCUGCAGCGUGACGGACACCGUUGCCGAGCAAGCUCAUCUACCACCGGGUGCCAAGGAUUCACCCGUACGUCGGGCUGUGAAAGAUACCCUUUCCAAUCCACAGUCCCCACAGCCAUCACCUUACAACUCCCCUAAACCACAACACAAAGUCACACAGAGCUUCCUGCCACCCGGCUGGGAAAUGAGGAUAGCACCAAACGGCCGGCCCUUCUUCAUUGACCAUAACACAAAGACUACAACGUGGGAAGAUCCACGCCUGAAAUUUCCAGUUCAUAUGCGGUCAAAGGCCUCUUUAAACCCCAAUGACCUUGGCCCUCUUCCUCCUGGUUGGGAAGAAAGAAUUCACUUGGAUGGCCGAACAUUUUAUAUUGACCAUAGCAGCCAGGUGUUAUGUGGAGACAAUGAUCCCAGAGAAUCAGUGCCCUCGUACGACAGCAAAAUUACUCAGUGGGAAGACCCAAGACUGCAGAAUCCAGCUAUUACUGGUCCGAAGGCUGUUCCUUACUCCAGAGAAUUUAAGCAGAAAUAUGACUACUUUAGGAAGAAAUUAAAGAAACCUGCUGAUAUUCCGAAUAGGUUUGAAAUGAAACUUCACAGAAAUAACAUCUUUGAAGAGUCCUAUCGGAGAAUCAUGUCUGUGAAAAGACCAGAUGUCCUGAAAGCUAGACUGUGGAUCGAAUUUGAAUCGGAGAAAGGUCUUGACUAUGGGGGUGUGGCCAGAGAGUGGUUCUUCCUACUGUCCAAAGAGAUGUUCAACCCCUACUAUGGGCUUUUUGAGUACUCUGCGACGGACAACUACACGCUUCAGAUCAAUCCCAAUUCAGGCCUCUGUAAUGAAGACCAUUUGUCUUACUUCACUUUUAUCGGAAGAGUUGCUGGUCUGGCAGUGUUUCACGGGAAACUUUUAGAUGGUUUCUUCAUUAGACCAUUUUACAAAAUGAUGCUGGGAAAGCAGAUAACCCUGAAUGACAUGGAAUCUGUGGAUAGUGAAUAUUACAACUCUUUGAAAUGGAUCUUGGAAAAUGAUCCCACUGAACUGGACCUCAUGUUCUGUAUCGAUGAAGAAAACUUUGGACAGACCUAUCAAGUGGAUCUGAAGCCCAAUGGGUCAGAAAUAAUGGUAACAAAUGAAAACAAAAGGGAAUAUAUUGACUUAGUCAUCCAGUGGAGGUUUGUGAACAGGGUCCAGAAGCAAAUGAACGCCUUCUUGGAGGGAUUCACAGAACUGCUUCCUAUUGAUUUGAUUAAAAUUUUUGAUGAAAAUGAGCUGGAGUUGCUGAUGUGCGGCCUUGGCGACGUGGACGUGAACGACUGGAGACAACAUUCUAUCUAUAAGAAUGGCUAUUGCCCAAACCACCCUGUCAUUCAGUGGUUCUGGAAGGCCGUGCUGCUCAUGGACGCGGAGAAGCGGAUCCGGCUACUGCAGUUUGUCACGGGGACGUCGCGGGUACCCAUGAAUGGGUUCGCCGAACUUUAUGGUUCCAAUGGUCCUCAGCUGUUUACAAUAGAGCAAUGGGGGAGUCCUGAAAAACUGCCCAGAGCUCACACGUGCUUUAAUCGCCUUGACUUACCUCCGUAUGAAACCUUCGAAGAUUUACGAGAGAAACUUCUCAUGGCCGUGGAAAACGCUCAAGGAUUCGAGGGGGUGGAUUAAGCUCCCCCCUCCUCGGGGUGGUUGUUCAUCGAGCGAGUCCUGCUUGCACUUUUGCAUUUGCCCAACACCCGACUUUGCAGAGACCGAGGCGGAAGAGCGGCCGCACACGGCGGCCUGGCUCCCGGGGCGGGGCCUCCACCCGCGACUUACCCAGGUUCAGACGCGGGAGCCCGGUCCCAGGUCGCGUUCCUGCAUUUUCCACCACGAAUUAUCAACCGGUUGAUGUGUACACUAAUAACAUUUCAGGAGGACUUAUUCUAUUUAUGUUGUGCCUCUGUAGGCAAAGCCCUUAAUAAAUAUUUUACAUACUUUAUAAUGACAAUGAAUGGGAUUAAUCACUCUACAGGUAUAGUAUUACAACUCAUGUUUACUUUUUAAAAUGAUUUAGACCGAUUUUCAGAUUUUAUUUCAUUACAAUUAAAGAUGUCUCGUGUACUUGGAAAAGUGAGCAUAUUUUUUUUGUAUUUGAAUUUCAUACCAGGUUUAAUGUCAGUGACAUUUUUAUUUUUGAAGUACUUUGACACCCCCCCCCCACUCCCUAUGUUAUUAGAAUUGAAAGACUGUUGUUGGUUUUUUGUUUGUUUUUUUUUUUUUUUUUGUCCAGAUACCUACGGACAAGUACUUUGAGAGAAUUUAAAAUAUAACAUUAGACAUAAUGCUACUUUUCUCCAUACUCUGAGAGAAUGGAAAACAAACUGGAUAUUACAUUUUGUGUGUGUGUGCAAAUUUAGCGUAAUAGCUCCAGGCUGAGAGAAUUGUAACAUAGCAUGACAAAUUUGGUGUUGACUUGAAGGAAGGAACCACACCGUUAUUCCUUAGAAGUAAUUCCGUGUGCUAGAACACAUUGGAGGCAGGGUCGGACUGUCCUUUCUCAUUAGGGAAAUUACUGAACCCUCCAUGAUGCUGUACAGCCAUUCUCCUUUUACCUUUUCCAAACUCUUUGCUGUUUGUCGUAGAGACAUUUGAAUGGGCCUCGACACUCGCUUGAUUGGAAACCGCGGAAACCAGCUCUGUGUCGUGUCCCGUUUGUACGCGUUUGCCAGCGGUCGCUAAAUAACCCGUUUUUGCUCUAACGGCACCAGUUCCGAAGGCACUUUAUGUUCUCCCUGGGGGUCCUCUCUGGUUUUGUUGAUGGGUUGUUGUUGUUUUUCAAUCAUAGACAUUAAAUGUGAUGAUGACUUCUUCUCCCUGCACACAUCUUUCUGGUGCAAUAUCUAUCAAUUGUGAAUCCGGCUGCUGGUGUAUAAAACCUGGAUGUAAAGCUGAGCCUACGCACCUGUCCUCACCAGUUGUUUUGUGAUCUCUACUCAACUACCAAGAUCAUUUUAAUGCACACUCCGCCUAACCGGGUUUUGUCACCUAGGACAUGUUGCAUGCUUCAAUACUGUGUCCCGCCUGAGUUGUGUCUGUUCUGUGCUGGAUUAAAAGUGAGCGGGAACUCUCUGACUUGACCCCCGCGGUCGCGCUGCGAAGCUGGCGGUGCCCGGGGGGAGGGUUCCGCGCCGUCGGGACCCUUUGGCACUUGUGAGCGUUCGUUGCGGGAUCCCGUGGUGUUUUGAGAGAAAGCCUGAGGCAGCGCGGCAGUUCAGCCCUGCUGUCCUUUUAACCUGUGUUGUUCUAAACCCCGUCGCGAGUGGGGGGGACUCUAGAGAUGUGAUCCCUUGCCACUCGUAGAUAAAGACAGAAAAUUGUGGUUUCAGGGCCUCCCCGUUUGUUACGGAAGAAGGACCUUUUGGUGGAAGAAAUUCAUUGUUCCCCAGCUCCAGGUGGCUCGUGAGAAACCAGGAACGUUUGUGGUUAUAAAUGAACUGCCUAUAGAGGUGCAGAGGUCGGAGGUGUCUGAGAGAAGAAGGGUUUCUGCAGAGCUGAGGGUUGGCCCCCCUUUCCUGUUGAUUUAAAAAUACCCAACAGGGAUCAGAAAGCUUAGAUGUCGAGUAAUCAGAAAAAACAACAUGGCUUAUUAUUUUUAUCUACUUGUGGGAUUUUUUCCCCCCCGUCAGUCAAUAUAACCAGUGUCCCAUGGCAAAAAAAAAAAACCCCUUUGUGUAACCCCUCACUGUCCAGAGGGCUUUCUUGUUAGCCUCACGCCAAAGCCAGUGCUUGGAUGGAUUCUGAGAGUGAUCAUGUCAUCAUAGGGGAGAAAGCCUACGAUUCUAGUUGAAGAUCCGGGAUUCUGUCAUUUUGCAAACUGGAUACUCAAAAAAUCAGAAUAUUUAGUAAAUGCAAAUUAGGCAAAGUGUUAAAAAUGUGAAAGAAAAACCCAUCCUAAGUUACUUCCUGUACCAGGAGCAGAUAAGAAUUUUCGAACUGGACCCCUUUGAAUACUUGAAUGACGUAUUUGUGAAUGACGGUUCAGUUCACCUACCGCUAAAUAUUGGAUUGCAGCAACGGCUGAAUAGUGCUGGGUUUGGGGUUUGUUUUUGUUUUGUUUUGCUUUUAAUCCACACAUGAGGUUCCCUCAAUCUCAGCAGUUCUCGAUGCUUCACUCUGUCUAAAACAGUCCUAGAUCUUGUUUUCUCCAAGUCCUGACAACCACUGUCCCUUGCCUCCAGGACAGAGUCACAGGUGGUGGUUAAGAAAACGCACCGUUGGAACCCACAGGCCUGGCGGGGAGGGUGGGCCACCUCUUCCUGUUACCCCUAGCAGUGGCCCUUCUCCCAAGUCCAAGGUCUCGGUCCCCGCCCCCCCCCCCGCCCCCCGUUCUCUUAAAAAUUCCCCGAGUCUGGCUUGUUUUAAGUUUCCUGAAGAAGGUACCAUUAUUAUGGGUCAUUUUGCCACAAGGUUAAGAAGCUGGUUCCAGGGCAACUGCAUGAUGGACAUGAGUUAUCACAACUACAGGAUUUCGAUCCCCGUCCCUUGUUGGCCUGAAGGCGAAUUUGGAAAGUCUGGAUUGGCUUCCCAUAGUGCGCUGCUUUCCCACCGCUGCCUCUGGAACAGGAGACAAUGAGGCAGUUGUCACCUGUUUCAAAGUUGUAUUCCGCUUUAACGCAUUUUCCGUUAUUGACUUUUCUAUAUUCUGUACCAGAUCACAAGAAUGUAAGAUGCUUCUCUAAUUUUUGUUUACAAGGCCCUUUGGUCGAACAUGAGCUAUUCCUGAUGGUCAGAUGACAGAUGCUCCAAAGCGUCUGACAUGGGUUAUUCCUCCCACAUAAGGAUGCAGUGACAGAUUCGGAGACGUGAUUUUGCAAAAUAUUUGAACCACUUUCUACAUCUCACAUUGUUAAAUAGACAGCGUGUACCAUUGCUGUUUGAUCUUGCCAGAUCCAGAUCGGCUCUCUUGAAAGCCACGUUCGUGUGCAGCAAAUUACUGAUUGCCCCAACAGUUACUAAUUGUUUAACACCCGACUCGAGCAUUUUCGUAAGUCUUGUAUCUCACCUCCGAACUUUCAAAAUCUAUAGACAGCGUGGGUUCGUCAAUUCCCAAGCCCCUCCCCACUGCGCUAGGCACCCACUUUCUUCUCUGCUAACUCCACGCCGGUGUCCUGACAGGGAGAGGUCACCGCUGUCCGGUGUCAUUUCCUGCCUCGUCAGUAGGGGGUGCUGCUGUGCAGAGUAACUGUCUGGCCCGCUCCCUUCCUGGCCCCCAGGAGAUCUGAGCACUACCUCUGUCUCAUUCAGGCUUUGGGGUACAUCCUGAUAAGUCAUGUCAAAACUGCCAAUUUCAGGUCUGAGAUGCGUUUUUAAAACUCCUGAUAAACUCCACUUUGUACUUUAGAUUUUAAAACUGGGAAGAAAAUGUGAUAUACUUUGGACCACUUUUUUUAAUUUAUCUAAGCCUUAAUGAAUAGUGUAUAUACACUUGCAUACACACAUCCCCACCCCGGCGUGCUUUCAGUGUGUCAGAAACAAUGCUGUAGCAUUAGGACGUGAGCUUGUAUACUGUUUUAUUUCAGGAGAGGCUCGCUUUCUGUUUGUAUGAAAUUUUCCAGUAAAACUUCUCCCUAGACAUCUGUCCUUUGUGAAAGGCGUUACGCGCAAAGCAGCGCAUGUUUAAGGUGCGUGUCUUGUUGUUUGUCGGUUUCACGUUUCCGAGUAUCGAUGGGAAUCUAACGACAUUGGCGACAGACCUCUGUGUCCUGCAUCCCAACCUUGUGUCAGAGCAUUGAAAGCCUUUCUGAUGACCAUAACCCUGUGUCUGGAGACAUCUGUGUUCCUGUAUAAGCCAGCUUGCCCUCUUACUCAGACUGACUUCACCUAGAUUGUCACGGUUUCCUUCAUGUUAACUUCGCGUGACUUUGUUUUUCCUUUACUACUACUUAUGUGAUAUGUAUAUACAAACGUACGUACGUAUGCUGUCCAAAUAUAUAUGUGUAUAUUUGUAUAGCAUUUUUACACCUUUCUUGAGCAAUCUGGUUUCGAAAGGGAGUGAGAGCUUAGUCCUUCUACAGUUUUCUCCACGCCGUGUCCUGAGAUUUCUGACCCUCGGAGCCUGAGAGCACCCCAGGAAAAUGAUGCUAAUAUGCUGUCAUUCCCUAAUUCAGGAUUUAUUACCAAAUGAAACAUGAAAACAACAGUGACUUUUAAGGUGAAAAGAGUUUCAAGCAUUCCAAAUGAAUUCUCAAUGUUUCGUAACUUUUUAUUAUAAACCCCACCUCCUAAUACAAAGCCAAGUACUAUUUGAUACAGUGACUAAAAACCAAACUACUGGGAAAUUUUUUAAAGACAACUUACGGAUAACGCUCCUUUUCACAAUCAGAGUCGCUUUAAAAUAUGGUGGAAUUUGAUACAGGAAAAGUUUUAAGUACAAAUCCUUUUUGCUUUUCAUUUUUCUUAAGAGAUCUGAAGAGAAAUUGUAGAUUGUUUUCCUGACAGCAAAAGAGAAAUGUGACAAAAUGAAGUCGUUGUAAAGAAGGUGAUACAACUUGUCAAAUAUUUAAUAAAGAAUUAUGGAAGCUGGAA
Felis catus (domestic cat) is the source of this 9140-nucleotide messenger RNA. It is a transcript of the gene NEDD4L, whose product is annotated as NEDD4 like E3 ubiquitin protein ligase. Gene Ontology annotation, molecular function: protein binding; ubiquitin protein ligase activity; sodium channel inhibitor activity. The transcript is spliced from 26 exons. Bases 750 to 4241 code for a protein of 1163 amino acids. Gene Ontology annotation, biological process: regulation of dendrite morphogenesis; ubiquitin-dependent protein catabolic process. NCBI's taxonomy places the organism in Eukaryota, Metazoa, Chordata, Mammalia, Carnivora, Felidae. The record is from RefSeq and is a predicted model, not a curated record.